This is a messenger RNA of Linum trigynum, 4465 nucleotides long. The record is from the annotation of a GenBank genome assembly. NCBI's taxonomy places the organism in Eukaryota, Viridiplantae, Streptophyta, Magnoliopsida, Malpighiales, Linaceae.
CUCUAGUGCUGUAUCACGCGUGACUGCAAUCAAUUACACCCUAUCCAAAAAGGUCCAUACGGCACGAUAACAGGCAAGUAGUUGAAGGUAUUUAAGCACAGCAUGAGCCCAGGCCAGUGAUUUACUCUCCUCCAUAUCCAAAACCGCAUUACUAUACAUGCAUACCACAUGCAAGCUUGUACUAGUGCCCAGAUACAAUACAAACCUUUCUAUACUUCCACAGUUUCAGUACAUACUAAUUUCUACAAACCCACUUCUCCCUCUUGUUCUCUCACCAUCAGCAGUACUCAUGAUUUAGUGGUACAAUCAUGGGUUGUUGAUCGGUAUGUCAACAAAAACAAACUAUAAGUAUGUGCGCGAACUUUACAAACACAAUGUGUAGUGCUAGCUCGUUUACAAGUAGAGGAAACUAGUUUCACUAUUUCGAUGAAACUAUAUAUAACAAACUACUGAGGAUCAAAAAGUACAAAUAUAUAAAUUCUUUUAUGAUAAACGGAAAAGGGAAAGAAAUAUAUCGCAAAAACUAUAAAAAAAAAAUUUGGACGAAACUCAUACACUGUGAGACUCUCAGACUGCCAAUCGUAGGUCAGAUAAACAUAUGAUCGAGAUUCAAGGCAACGCAACAUGAUAACAUAUCGAUAGGAUAUUUUUAUUAAAAUAAUACUAUAAUUAAAUAAUACACGACCAAAAUCAAUAAAUUCAAUCAAUUAUUGUUGAUAGGCAAAUUGGUUGUAUGUAUCAAGGACCGUAAAAAUCGUAUUAGAGGUUAAACCAUAUAAGAUAUUGGUAGGAUAUUUUGUGAUUGAACUUUUUUAUACCAGUAAAACCUUAUCCUGAAUUCCUAAUUUGAACUUUAGUAGCUAUUUUUUUCUAGUCGGAUAGAUCGAUAUCAAACACUAAUAUAUAUACAUCCAUGCUUGGAUAGGGUGUUAAUACCCCUAUGUCUUAGCACCAUGUUAACAUAAUUAUGAAGGACAUUAGUCCUUAUGUUAACUACUGUACAUAAUAGUUACUUCAUCUCUUCCUCCUCUCGUCCUCCACUUCUAUUUGUGUAAAAAAGUCGGUAUGUUGCUUGUAAAAUAAUUUAUUUAUCAUUAUAAAAAUAAUUUCUCCAUUAUAAAUCUUUUAUUACUUGUGAUCUUUUAUAAUGUUCUUGAUUUAAUUAUUUUAUCAUUAUGAAAAUAAUUUCUCCAUUAUAAAUCUUUUAUUACUUGUGAUCUUUUAUAAUGUUCCUGAUUUGCUACGUGAGUUUCUGGUAUGCUUCAUGAGAGUUAUGGUGUGGUUGCACAUAUUUAUUGUAUGUUUCAUCCUUCAGGGAGCUCUUGUAAGUUUUACGAGGUAUCUUUUCAUGAAACUUGUUUUUUGCUUUAUGAGGUUUAUACCUUCUUUAAGAAACUUAUGGUAAGAUGUAUGAGGUUUCUAGUAUACUUCAGGGAACUUGUGGUCAGCUAAUGAGAUUUUAGGACUGCUUCAGAGAACUUGUGGUAUGCUUUGUGACAUUAUUUGUAUGCUUUAAAAAAUGUGAUCAAAUUUAUGAGGUUUAUGGUUUGCUUGAGAGGACUUGUGGUCAACUUUGAGUUUUCUAGUAUGCUUUAUAAAUUUUGUAAUGUGGUGAGAUUCUGAUAUGCUUUAUAAGCAUUAUGGUCUACUUUAUGUUAUUUGUAAUAUGGUUUGUUGUGUUUCUGAUAUGUGUUUUGUGGUCUGCUUCAUGAUAAUAGUGAUCGAUGCUGCUAAGGAUGGGACGUGAAAUAAAUGGACAACGCCACGUACAUGUUUCCCUUAAAUUUUAAAAAUGAUAAACAUGGCCCUCCCUUUAAAAAUCAAUCUUAAUUGUGGUCAACCUUUUAAAUAUGAAAAUUCAUCAAAAUGAAAUGUUUAUAUUGGAUGGAGUUAGUGUUGUCACCAAGCUAACAAAUUGAGUUUUAAAACAUUAACCUAACUCAUAUACAUCCUACCCAGCCGACUCAUAAUAUGCAAAUUUUAUGGUUCGACCGGCAAGGUACUACAAUCCAGGGCUCUCUCACAUAGCUAGCCAAUCACCACUCGGUAUCGACCUACCCCUGAUCCUCUUCCUAGGGAUGACAAUGGAGCGGGUUUUUAUCUGAUUCCUCAUCCUCAGUUCCACAUAGCCGAAUCCAUACCCACCUCUUACCCAUGAGAAGGGAGGUUUUGCAACUCUAUCAUCUUACUUACGAUUUUUGGGUACCCAUGGGUAAGACCCACCAAGACCACGUAUAUCCAAUAUUACAAUAUCUAGAAUUCAACAUAUAGGUCUUCUUUUAUAAUACUAAACAAACCGAAUAAAUCAUGAAAUAAACAAAGAGACAAUCAUUCUCAAUACAAAUUCAAAGCAUUCAAUCCUAAAAUAUCCAAUAAUUCAUAAAACAAAGUACAAUACUAUCCAAAUCAUUCAUCUCUGACUCUCACACAUAUACUAAGUAAUAAACAACUAACAUAAUCUUGUUUACACGAGGAAAAGUGAAAGAGUGAAAAGAUAGUUGAGGGAAUGAAAUUAGUGUUUGGUUUGGGUGACCACUCAAUUACAAAUCCACUUUUUAUUUAUUAAUUAUCAUUCUCGCCAUUGAAGUUACAAUAUGAUCCUAUAUUUUUAAUAUACGAAGAGAUAAUCUUCGUGGGAGAUGUAUUGGUAUGACUUAUGAGUAUGGUUAUGGAUCGAAAAUGCUAAAACCAAAUAUGUCUCAUCCCAUCAAGCGUUUUGUUGGUUUUACACAUACAUGCCUCAUACCCAAUCAAUAUAGUAAGUCCCCACAUUGAUUAUGUUAAAGGAAUCAGGUACUCACAGUUGUGAGUUUGAUUGUUAUCCCUACCCUACAUAGGAAUGAAAAUGGGGCAUGUCCGGGGCUGUAUCUUGAUUCUCAUACCUGUCCCAUGACAGGUCGUGUUUAGGGUGACUAAGUUAUGUAUCAUGGGAUGCAGGUCGGGACAAAUCGAUCAUAUGAGUAAAGUUAUUUUAAAAAAUAAUAUUAGAAAAUUUCAUUUUAAUUAAAAAUCCAAGGAAACCACAAUCUUUUCAUCUUUACCUUCGCAAGUGCUGAAAUCAGGGAGAAAGUCUGGUUAGAUAGGCCCUGGAGCCUCUCUAACACUCAGACGGCGCUGCAAAAAUGGAAUGGGAGAGGAUUACCAGAGGAAGUCACUAAGGAUCGGCUGGCCUGCUGGGUACAAAUCCAUGGUCUUCAUCAGUGCAUGAGAGUGGAAAGUAAUAUAAAAGAUAUAGGUACUUACUACUUCCCCAAAUUCCUGGGUCUCGACAGGGGAGGGCUGGAGUUCAAUGGGUACAGGCUAUACUCAAGAGUUCUGGUGGAGAUCGAUCUAAAUGAACCUGUACCGGUGGGCUUCGAUUUCCCAUUCCUUGAUGAAAGCACCGGAGUAGAACACUGUGAAUGGAUCUCAUUCAAGUAUGAACGCCUUGUGGAGCUUUGUUACUUCUGUGGCUAUGUUGGGCAUAACUGGCCCACCUGUGCUCGAAUGGCGGAAGAGAGGAAGAGAGACCCAGAGGUCGGACUGUCGGAGAUAUAUAAUGCUUCCCUCAAGGCUGGAAUCGACUCACCCAGAAGCUCACCGCCGGCGAGUGGGAGCAGCAGGAGGAGGAGUGGUGGAGGGAUGCCAUCGUCGCCUCUCUCCCAACGAGGUGGGUCCAGCAGCUAUGGUUUGGGCGAGCAGGCCGAAAAAAGCAAAAAGCAACUCUGUGUGACAGGAGGGGAAAGGACGAAGGAACAAUCAGUCCCACCAGGCUUUCGACCGUUGGAAGAAGGAGUUGGAGGAAGGCAGAAUCAAGAAGUCAGCAUCAGUAAGGGAAGGGAGAAUUGCAGGUACAGAUCUAGUAUGGGGGCAAGGGAUAUCUCCAGUGAUCUGGAGGAAGCAGCGGCGGCGAUGGAGGCUAACCUAAGCCUAGGGGAGGACGAAAGUGGGAAAGGAGGAAGGGGCCGAGAGGGUGUAGUGGAGACAGGCCUGUCUUUGGGCCCAACAGAGGGCUGCUAUGAAGCCCACAAUACCUAGUCAUAUGACUUAAGGUAUUUCCAAGACCAGUCCAAAAUGGAGGGAGAGAUGGGCCGGGCCAAUAAAAAAAGAAAGGGAACUGAACACAAACAGGCCGAGUUUGCUUUGGGUUUUAAUGGGGGAGGCAGUUUUUCUCAAGAAGCCCACAGCCCAAGCCUGUCUGAUGGGGGGGCAAACAGAGUGAGGAGGAAGAAGAACACAAAAGGAAGCAAAAGGGCAGUAGAAAAGGGAGCAAGCAUAUCAAGGGAAGGAAACUAUCUUGGAGAAGAAGGAGGAGCAAUGGCAGCGGUGGUUCGCCAGAAGCCACCUCACGAGCCAUGAGUUUGGUGAGUUGGAAUUGUAGGGGGUUUGGCCAACCCCUUAUAAGAAGCUAUGCAAAAAGGCUUUUUCGGCGUUAUAGCCCAUCGAUUGUCUUUCUCAUGGAAACGAGUAAAAACGAAGCUUUCAU